AUGUCACAAUUCCACGUGGUUCACUACUCUUCAAGUUUGCGAAAGCACUCAGAAAAGAGCGAGAUGGCAGACAAAUCAGCUUUCGUGCCAGUCGAUGCAAUCGGAAAUCACAAGAACACCGAUCUGGACGUGGACAUUGAUGACGAAUUGUUCGGAAAGAAACCACCAAAAGCGACAGCAAGUGCGACUAAAGCGGCGGCUCCACCGGCUCCAGCACCGCCAUCUGUCAUCAAGGCACCAACUUCUCCAGCUCCGAAACCUGCUGCAGCUGCUCCGGCUGCUGGAAAGUAUCAAUACAAGAAAUCGACAACUUACCAGAAGACGUAUGCCAAGUAA
Caenorhabditis remanei is the source of this 336-nucleotide messenger RNA. RefSeq lists its product as uncharacterized. The coding region runs from base 1 to 336 and encodes 111 amino acids. The record is from RefSeq and is a predicted model, not a curated record. NCBI's taxonomy places the organism in Eukaryota, Metazoa, Nematoda, Chromadorea, Rhabditida, Rhabditidae. The transcript has 3 exons.